CAUCUGCUGCCUCUCCUGCAGAGCAUCAAACAGAACUAUGAUGAUUAUGCUGAUUCUGACGAGGACCAACAUGAUGCUUACCUGGAGCAGGUGAAGGCAGAGGGCAGAAUCCGCGAGGAGGCUGCGAAUGACAGCGAAUCCGGCGAGGAGACUGAUGAAUCCUUCAAUCCUGGCGAAGAGGAGGAUGAGGUAGAUGAGGAGUAUGACAGUAACGCUGGGGGCAGCUCCUCCAGCAGUAAUGAAGACGAGAGUGGCAAUGAGAAGUCCCGGAGCGUCCCCGCGAAGAAAGCCAAGGUAGUCAAGGAGAAACCUGCCAGGAAAAAGGCUGAGGGUAAGAAGUCUAAGGAUAAGGAUCCUCAUGCUCCGAAGCGGCCAAUGUCGACCUACAUGCUGUGGUUGAAUGCAAACAGAGAGAAGAUCAAACUUGACAAUCCCGGGAUCAGUGUGACCGAGUUAUCGAAGAAAGCUGGCGAGCUGUGGAAAGCCAUGACCAAGGAGAAGAAGGAGGAGUGGGAUGCCAGAGCUGCCACGGCGAGGAAGGAAUACGAUAAGAAGAUGGAGGAGUACAAGAGGAGCGGGAAAGCCGAGUCCUUCCAAAAGAAAAAGGAAGCCGAGAAGAGCAAGUCGAAGGGGAAAGCUGGGAAACAGUCUGUGUCCAGAAGCACCGUCUCCAAAAGCCCUGUGAAGGGAAACGGGGACAGCUUCAAGAGCAAAGAGUUUGUGUCGAGUGAUGAGAGCUCAUCCGAGAGUGAGGGGUCCGAGAAAGCAGCCAGCUCUGAAGAAUCUGGCUCUGAUUAGCUGAAGUGGUCAAGCUUUUGUGGUUAAUUGCUGACAGUCCAUUGUGUCGAUUUGCAUCCCCUGCGUCCUGCAGUACCUGUUUGUA
This is a messenger RNA of Stegostoma tigrinum, 883 nucleotides long. RefSeq names its product FACT complex subunit SSRP1-like. The record is from RefSeq and is a predicted model, not a curated record. Bases 376 to 798 code for a protein of 140 amino acids. Gene Ontology annotation, molecular function: transcription cis-regulatory region binding. The transcript has 7 exons. NCBI's taxonomy places the organism in Eukaryota, Metazoa, Chordata, Chondrichthyes, Orectolobiformes, Stegostomatidae.